Molecule: messenger RNA, 2823 nt
Organism: Cercospora beticola
Lineage: Eukaryota; Fungi; Ascomycota; Dothideomycetes; Mycosphaerellales; Mycosphaerellaceae
Source: RefSeq, a predicted model, not a curated record
AUGAAGCUCACUACGAUCUCGGCCGCACUGUCGGCCGUCUCCUUGGCCCAUGGAGCAGAAGCCUUGGAAAGAUACCGUCGAGCACGACGUCAGCUACCUGACCUUCCUCUAUCAGUGACGACGCCCCUUCCUUUGCCAGUGACCACAACCAGGACCACGUCUGGGAGUACCACUGCUGCUGGCACAACAACAACGAGCGCUCAACAAGCAGGAGGUGUCCCAGUGAUCACGAUUGGCGGGGUGCCCAGUGUCGAGGUACCACCAGUCUCCUCAUCUGGCUCUUCAAGUUCCUCCGCGCCAGCAGCAGGUGUCCCGGUGCUUACAAUUGGGGGGCUUCCCAGUGUAGCAACGCCAUCAGUCUCCAUUCCUGGCACUUCUGCCGUAUCUCAACCAGCAGCAGGCGUGCCAGUACUCACGAUCGGCGCAGUGCCCAGCGUAGCGACUCCAUCGAUCUCCUUGCCUGGAGUGCCCAGCGUCGCAACACCUUCGGUCGCCCUACCCGCCUCGCUCAGCUCCGUACAGCUACCAGCAGGCGUCUCGGUAGUGACAGUUGGCGGAGUGCCAAGCGUGGCGGUACCAUCGGUCUCCUUGCCUGUCUCCGGAGUGCCCAGCGUAGCGAUUCCAUCGGUCUCUUUGCCUGUCACCCCCAGCCUUCAGUCUGUCUCUGUGGUUGUCCUUUCAGGCGCCGCAACACAGUUCGCCAGUACGCAGACAUUGGUUACUGGCGGGCAGGCAUCGAUGGUUACCAUUCCGGUAGUAUCGGUCCCUGCUGGAGCUGCUGCAGCGUCGACCACCGUCUCUACCGCAACAGUCACCGUUUUGACGGCUGGCAACAACGCUGGCAGCUCCAGCAGCGCUGCAUCUAGCUCCGGCUCUGCCUCCCAGUCCAGCUCCGCAUCGGGUUCUAACUCUGCAUCCAGCGCAAGCUCUGCUGGCAUCGCGGCAGUCAGUGCUAGUUCGGCCUCCGCAGCAUCGACAACUUCUUCCGGCUCUCUCGCUGCCGUUGCGGCUAGCACUUCGGUCUCAACGAUCAGGCAGACAGUCCAGGCUACUGUGACGGUGACUGAGAAGCUCCCUGGAGGCGGCCACACGACAUAUGGCAAGCCAACAACCUACGUGGUAUCAUCGGCGCAUACAUACCACGAAACGCAUAGUGCAUCGCCCUACGGCCAUCACUCCUCAGGCUAUGGCCAUCAUACUUCUUCCAGCAACCGUGAUACCCACCACACUUGGCCAAUAGAGUAUGAGCCUCAUCACCCUAUAGCAACUCACAACACUUGGCCACCAGAGCAUACUGAACCUAAUCACUCUUCCUCAUCUCACCACGAGCCUCAGCCAACUGAGGCGCCCGAGACCCCACCAGUCGAAGAGCCUGAGCAACCACCUGUGGAAGAACCUGAGCAACCGGCAGUAGAGCAGCCUGAAACUCCACCUGAGGAAAGCCAGCCUGGUGAGGGAAAUCCUGCAUCUCCUGGUAUUGACGAUCUUCUUCACCACAAACGUGAUGCUGUUGCUCAAUCCACACAAUCUUGCCCAGCCCCUGGCUCUUAUGAUAGCCAAGGCCGCUAUAGCUGUAACCCAGCUCAUCAGUACCCAGCUGGUCAAAUCUGCGACCUUGUGGAUGGAUGCUACUUUCUUCGACAGCCUGGUCCUGGCGUCUCUGCGACCGCAUCUUCAUACGGGUCGAGCUCGACUGGUUGUCCAGCUCCUGGCUCUCGCGACAGCCAAGGCCGCUACAGCUGCAACCCAGCCCAUCAGUACCCAGCUGGCCAGAUCUGUGAUCUUGCAGAUGGCUGCUACUUCCUUCGACAGCCAGGUCCUGGCGUCUCGGUGACGGCGACUUCAUCUGGAUCGAGCUCCACCGGCACGGCUGGCAGCAACCCACGAUGUGACAAUCUCUUCGAUCAAUGUCGCGGCGCACCAGAUGCAAACCGUGCUUUCUGUGCAUCGCAAUACGCCGAAUGCCUGGGAUACAAUCCAUUCACGGAGAACGGAAGCAGCUCGACUUCUUCAAAGGCUACAGGUACGCAAGGCAAUGGAUAUGGAGCAGCAACCACGACACAGGCCAAAUCUAGCACUUCCAAGGCAAAGAGCUCUGCCCCAGGGUACGGGAUUGUCCCGGUGUACGGAACUGCCCCAGUGUCAUCAGGCUACGCACGACCAAGCUCGUCUGCUCCUCACUACGGACCGCCUGUGGUAACGUCCCAGACCUACAAAACCCAAUCUGUACCAUACCCAAGCGUUCAGAAGAACACGACUGCGCCGUCCUAUCCAACAACGAUGCAGACUUACCGCAUGCCAAACACCACUGCACCGCCGCCGGUCAUGACUUCUCCAGCCAAGAACCAGACAACUCCAGUGCAGACUUAUCCAGUGCCGACCAAUCCGGUGCAGACCUUGCCGCCUUCACCACCAAAGCCUUCGACUCCAUACCCGAACGGCACAGUCACCCAGCCGGCGCCUACCUACCCCGCUCAGUCAUCGGUCACACCUCCCGUUGAGACUCAUCCAGUACAACCGCCUGUCGAGACUUAUCCCGUGCAACCGCCUGUCGAGACCCACCCUGUGCAGCCGCCCGUCGAGACCCAUCCAGUGCAACCACCCGUCCAGACUUACCCUCCAGCACCAAGUCAACCCCCUGUUGAAACCCAUCCCGCGCAGCCCCCGCCCACGCAGCCAACGUAUCCCGUCCAACCUCCGGCCUCUUCGCCGCCAACUUAUGCACCACCGGCUCCGAGCACGACGUCAUAUACGGGCACUGCUAGCAAGAAGAUGGCAUCUUCACUAGCACUCGUGGCGGUUGUGUUUGCCUUCUUCUUCUAG